Messenger RNA from Spodoptera littoralis (African cotton leafworm), 1908 nucleotides. The record is from the annotation of a GenBank genome assembly. Lineage: Eukaryota; Metazoa; Arthropoda; Insecta; Lepidoptera; Noctuidae.
AUGACAACUAUUGAAAAACUCGAACUCGAGCUGAAAGAUGUCGACAAAGAGAUAUCUAAAGUUAAUGCGGAGCUGUCAAAGUGGAAGGACCGGCAACGUGUGCUUCACGAGAAGAAACUGUCGAUAAAGAAUUCAAUAAAUAAACUAAAAACAGACACAUUGUCUAGUGUAGACUGGGCAGGAACCACAUAUGAGUGGUCUGAAGAUGUAAUACGGAUGUUAAAGGAUGUUUAUAAAAUUGAUUCAUUCAGACCCAAACAACUAGCUGCAAUUAACUCUACUCUGUCAGGACAACAUGCCAUUGUUGUCAUGCCAACGGGUGCUGGGAAAAGCCUCUGCUACCAGCUACCAGCUUUGGUAAAGCCUGGGCUGACCGUUGUAGUCUCACCACUCAUAUCCUUAAUGGAAGACCAACUAAGAUCACUGACCAAUAGAAACAUUCCAGCUAAACUAAUGUCUAACACCAGCACUAAAGAAGAAACAUCGGAAGCAUUGAAUACAUUGAAGGAUAAGAACACUAAGAUCAAGUUGCUGUAUGUUACACCUGAAAGAUUUGCUAAAAGUAAAAGGUUUAUGUCCAAUUUACAGACUUGUUAUGCAGCAGGGAGGUUGCAGAGGAUAGCCAUUGAUGAAGUGCACUGUUGUUCUCAAUGGGGUCAUGACUUUAGACCUGAUUACAAAUACUUAGGUAUUUUGACACAAAUGUUCCCAAAUACUCCUCUCUUGGGCCUGACAGCCACUGCUACUGCAAGUGUAUUAACCGAUGUUCAAAAAAUGCUCAAUAUUCCUGGAUGUUUAGUUAUUAAAUCUACUUUUAAUAGGCCUAAUUUGUUUUACAAAAUUCUUGAGAAACCAUCUUCUCUAGAAGAUUGCCUAACUAUACUUGAAAAAUUAUUAAAAGGCAGAUACAGAGGCGAAAGUGGAAUAAUAUACACAAAUAGCAUUAGAGAUGCUGAAGAUAUUGCUGGAGGGCUGCGGAAAAGAGGCCUUAAAGUGGGGUGCUAUCAUGCAAACUUAGAGGCUGCGGUUCGCUCACAAGUGCACACAAAAUGGCAUGACAAGUACUAUCAAGCUAUUGUAGCCACCAUUGCUUUUGGAAUGGGCAUUGACAAACCGGAUGUGAGGUUUGUUAUACACCACACAAUAAGUAAGUCAAUGGAAAACUAUUACCAGGAAAGUGGCAGGGCCGGCCGUGACGGUCUUAGAGCAGAGUGUGUCACUCUGUACAGAAUGCAAGAUAUAUUUAAGGUCAGUACUAUGGUAUUCUCUUCUGUAGGAAACUUAGAACAUCUGUAUGGUAUGGUGAAGUACUGCCUUAACGGUUCAUUAUGCAGGAGACUUAUUAUUGCUGAACAUUUUGAUGAAAAUUGGGGAACUGCAGAUUGUAACAACAUGUGUGAUGUAUGUUGCACUUCUGGCACCAAUGAGAAGAUUAUUAAUGUGAGAUUGUACUGUAAAACAUUAGGAAGUAUUAUUGAGAAUGCUGAGAAACAAGAUGUAAAAGUUACAGCUCAAAAACUUCUAGAUGCCUGGUUCCUUAAAGGACCAUCGAAUCUUAGGCAAAAAGGAAAAGAACCAAGUAUUUCAAGGGGACUAGGUGAAGAUAUUAUAGCAUUUUUAUUGCUUGGAAAUUAUUUAGUUGAAGAUUUUCAUUAUACAGCAUAUUCCACCAUAAGUUAUAUAAAAAAUGGUCCAAACAUGGAUGCAGUGCAAGAUGAUAGCUUUGAACUUACUAUGCCAGUAAGGAGGUAUACAUCUUUUGAUCUCCAAACCCCACCACCAAAUGAUUACCAACCCAUUGCUGCUCUUGAGCAAAUUGAUGCAAAUGUUGAUGAAAGUAAAGCAAAAAAACGAAAGAAUGAUGAUAAAACUAAUUCUAAAUCAAAAAAUAGGAAAACAGAUAAUUGA